ACAAAAUAAGGCGCUGUCUUGUUUUUGGGUUCCUUAGUCCUUACCUUCUACUGCUACUUCUUCUCCUUCUGCAAAUUUCCUUGCUAGGUGUUUGAAGGGUAUCAGCAUUUGGAGAGGUCUGUGACACAUGAAGAUGCCAACUUUUCUUCUUCCCUUCUCUGGAGUUACAGAAAUCAUACUCCAAUUUCCGAAGUGGUUAUUUGUUUCUGCUGUUUAUGAUGUCCUUAUCCCUUACUUCCCUGGCGGCAUUCAUUUUGCUGCUGGCAUUGUGUAAUGCAGUCAGAAUAUAUGGAGAAGAAAGCAAUGGACAGUGUGAUUAUAAGUUGACAUUGGACCCUAGGCCACACAGUGUGUCAAUCUUGGAAUUUGGUGCUGUUGGAGAUGGCAAAACGUUGAAUACCCUUGCCUUCCAAAAUGCCAUUUUCUAUCUUAAAUCCUUUGCAGACAAGGGCGGUGCACAGCUCUAUGUGCCUCCAGGAAGGUGGCUUACUGGAAGUUUCAAUCUUACCAGUCAUCUCACUCUCUUCUUGGAAAAGGGUGCUGUCAUUCUUGGAUCUCAGGAUCCACUUCACUGGGAUGUUGCUCAGCCAUUGCCUUCUUAUGGUCGAGGAAUUGAACUUCCUGGAGGAAGAUACAGAAGUUUGAUAAAUGGGUAUAUGUUACGUGAUGUGGUCAUAACAGGUGAUAAUGGAACCAUAGAUGGCCAAGGGUCAGUUUGGUGGGAUUGGUUCACCUCUCAUUCCUUAAAUUAUAGCCGACCUCACCUUGUGGAAUUUAUUUCAUCUGAAAAAAUACUUGUAUCAAACAUUACAUUUCUGAAUGCUCCAGCUUAUAACAUUCAUCCAGUCUAUUGCAGCGAUGUACAUAUUCAAAAUGUAUCAGUUUAUGCUCCACCAGGAUCCCCGUAUACUGUCGGUGUUGUUCCAGAUUCUUCUGAUAAUGUCUGCAUUGAGGAUUGUGGCAUCAGCAUGGGCCAUGAUGCCAUAGCCCUUAAGAGUGGUUGGGAUGAGUAUGGCAUUGCUUAUGGCAGGCCUACCACAAAGGUACACAUCAGAAGGGUCCACCUUCAAUCAUUCUCAGGCUCUUCCAUUGCCUUUGGUAGUGAAAUGUCUGGUGGCAUUUCUAAUAUUCAAGUGGAGCAGGUCCACCUGUACAACUCAUUAAGUGGAAUCGAGCUAAGAACAACCCGUGGAAGAGGUGGUUAUAUUAAGGAGAUCAUUGUAUCAGAUGCUGAUAUGCAAAAUGUUGAGACGGCUUUUGGUGCCACGGGCUAUUGUGGGGUACAUCCAGACGAUAAAUUUGAUCCCAGUGCACUUCCAACUCUGGAUAAGGUCACCUUUCAGAACAUCAUUGGCACAAACGUCACUAUUGCUGGAAACUUCACAGGAAUUGAAGAAUCUGCCUUUACUUCUAUAUGUCUCUCCAACAUCUCCUUGUCAACGAUUCCAACCUCGCCCACUACUUGGGAAUGUUCAUAUGUGUCUGGCUUUUCAGAGUCUGUGUUCCCUGAACCAUGUCCUGACCUCAAGAAUUUGAAUACUUCAUCGACAUGCUUUUCCCUCAUUUCCCUACUGAACUCAGAUGGUAGAAGCGCAGUCUUAUAAUGCCAUUUCCUUGAGACUAAAAACACCUCAGAAAAUUGCAUUUUCUACCAUUUCCCAUCUGAGAAUGGGUCAGAUUCUUUUCACCAAUAAGACAAUGUCCAGAAUACCUGUUUCUUCACCCCUUCCAUUCAUAUUUUCUUGCAUGUUGCAAUGUCCAGCUUAUUUGUACAGCUUCAUUUCUUCAUUCUUGUCUAAGGAAAUUUUGGUAGUGGUGGGUAUAAAGUACAAAAAUGGGGGUCUUGGAUAUUUUCUUAGCAUUUAUCUGUUGAAUUCCAUUCUUCCAUUUUAUGUUUAUAGUUCUGCUGAAGUGAGUAAUGAUCUC
Molecule: messenger RNA, 1926 nt
Organism: Rubroshorea leprosula
Lineage: Eukaryota; Viridiplantae; Streptophyta; Magnoliopsida; Malvales; Dipterocarpaceae
Source: the annotation of a GenBank genome assembly